This is a messenger RNA of Prunus armeniaca (apricot), 969 nucleotides long. The record is from the annotation of a GenBank genome assembly. NCBI's taxonomy places the organism in Eukaryota, Viridiplantae, Streptophyta, Magnoliopsida, Rosales, Rosaceae.
AUGGGUUCGUCUUCAAACGCAGCUACCCCACAAAUGCAGGAAAUUAUGCUGGAGUUUCGUGCUGGUAAAAUGGUUUUUGAGGGGAAAAAGGUUGCUCCUGAUACCCGUAAAGGACUUGUUCGCAUUGCGAAGGGUGAUGAGGGGUUGGUGCAUUUUCAGUGGCUUGAUCGGAGCCAAAAUGUUGUUGAAGAUGAUCAGAUCAUCUUUCCCGAUGAGGCAGUUUUUGAAAAGGUUAAUCAAGCAUCAGGAAGGGUUUACUUAUUGAAGUUCAACACUGAUGAUAGGAAGUUCUUCUUCUGGAUGCAGGAGCCUAAAGCUGAAAAUGACUCACACUUGUGUAGCUCAGUCAAUUACUACCUCAAUCGACCAUUAGAGUUCCUUGAUGAAGAAGGGCCUGAUGCUUCUGUUCCUCUACAAGUUUCUGAAGAUAUGGUUGAAGAUGAUAUUUCAUCAAGAGCUGGAAUAUUGGUGGAACCAAACUUCGGUGCAGAAGUAAGUAGCGAUGUGACUUCUUCAUCUGGCCCAGUGAAAUUGGAAGAUCUUCAAAGAAUCUUAAGCAAUAUUGACCCAGCAGAUACUGCUUUGGAUCCAGAUGAAGGCUUGAGUUUGGGGGACAUAUUGAAACCUGAUUUGAUUAUGCCAUUGAUUGAGACAUUGCAACUAGAGCAGCGUUUAGAGUCUUACUUACCUGAGGGUCAAUGGUCUCCAGAGGAUAUAUUGGAGUUGCUGCAGAGUCCACCAUUCCGCCAACAAAUGGAUUCAUUUGCUUAUGUACUUCGAACAGGACAGAUAGAUUUGUCUCAGUUUGGUGUUGACCCAAGUAAAUACAAAUUCACUGUAUUGUCUUUUCUUGAGGCACUUGAGGAUUCGGUUUCGAAGGCUUCAGAGUCUGAUGAGUCAAGGCAAGACAACAAGGAUUUAAGAUCUGAAUCUUGUAAUCGUAACGAUCCCAUGGAUGAGUCCAAGUAG